Molecule: messenger RNA, 1836 nt
Organism: Penicillium antarcticum
Lineage: Eukaryota; Fungi; Ascomycota; Eurotiomycetes; Eurotiales; Aspergillaceae
Product: WD40 repeat domain-containing protein
Exons: 3
Coding region: 1-1836 (611 amino acids)
Biological process (GO): positive regulation of actin filament depolymerization; actin filament depolymerization
Cellular component (GO): cortical actin cytoskeleton
Molecular function (GO): actin filament binding
Source: RefSeq, a predicted model, not a curated record
AUGUCACUUACGAACGAGUCCAUCUGGGCUGCGAGCCCCUCCACCGCCCGCGGCCAGCCCACGCAGCUUUCCUCCGAUGCCAAAGGCGAGCGAUUGGCCUAUGCUUCCAACAAAUCGAUCUUCCUGCGUUCAAUUGACGACCCCGCCGUCGCUAGGCAGUACACCGAGCACAAGGCCCAGACAACAGUUGCACGUUUCGCCCCAUCUGGUUUCUACGUUGCCAGUGGUGAUGCUGCUGGAAUUGUGAGAGUUUGGGACUGUGUCGGCGAAGGAAUCACGAAGGGCGAAUAUAGCAUUGUCAAUGGACGCAUCAAUGAUCUAGCCUGGGACGGUGACUCUCAGCGCAUAAUUGCUGUCGGUGAUGGCAAGCAGCGAUAUGGACACUGCAUCACCUGGGACAGUGGAAACACUGUUGGCGAGAUCCACGGCCACACGCAACAACUCAACACUGUGUCCAUUAGGCAACAGAGGCCUCUGCGUGCUGCCACUGCUGGCGACGACCGAAAGACGGUCUUCUACCACGGAGCGCCUUUCAAGUUCAACAUGGGAAUUGCCGACAAGCACUCCAACUACAUCUACGGAGUUCAAUUUAGUCCAGAUGGCUCGCACUUGGUCAGUGUUGGCGCAGACCGCAAGAUCUGGCUCUACGAUGGCAAGACCGGUGAGACCAAGGGCCAGGUUGGUGAAGGCGAACACAAUGGCAGUAUUUUUGGUGUCUCUUGGGCCAAGGACUCCCGAAAGUUCGUAACCGCAAGUGCCGAUCGGACUGUUAAGAUCUGGGAUGUCGAAGCUGGCAAGGCAACCCAGACCUGGACUUUGGGAGAGGAGGGUGCUAUGGCUGUUCGCGACCACCAGGUUGGCGUUGUUUGGCCCCCUGGAAGAAGCGAUGACUUGCUCAUUAGUUUGUCGCUCAGUGGCGACCUCAACUAUCUGGUCGAAGGUACUCCCAAGCCCCGCCAGGUUAUCUCUGGACACCAGAAGAGUAUCACCUCCUUGAACCAGACCACUGUGGACAAUAAGGAAACUCUUUGGACAGGUAGUUUCGACGGAAGAGUGUGCAAUUGGGACGUGGCCACCGGCACCGCCGAGGAGAUCGAGGGAGAGGGUCACCCCGGUUACGUUGCCGGGCUUGCGACGACAUCAGAGGGAUCUGGUAGAAUUUACAGUGUCGGCUGGGACGACACCAUCCGCUCUGUCGAUGUUGCCGCCAAGACCUACACCGGUAGCGCUUCGAAGCUUAACGGACAGCCAAAGGGCGUUGCGGCUGGUGACGUGACCGUCCUGGUCGGUGAGAGUGAAGCUGUCGAGAUCUUCCAGGAUGGGAAAAAGACUGGAGAAUAUAAGACCGACUUCCCUGCUACCACUGUCGCGGCGCACGGCUCCAUGGCAGCAGUCGGAGGCGAGAAUGGAUCAGUUCAGAUCUGUGCCAUCUCCAGCUCUCGACUUUCUCCCCGAGCGGACAUCAAUGCCUCUCGCAACCCGAUUUCUUCCCUUGCCUUCUCUCCAGAUGCCUCUCACCUGGCAGUCGGUGACUUGCGGGGACGUGUCCUGGUUUUCAAGGUCUCAGAUGGCAGUCUGGUUACUGACCGCUGGACAGCACACACCGCACGAAUCACAUCCCUUGCCUGGAACCCAGCGGGCACACACGUUGUGAGUGGAUCACUAGACACAAACAUCUUCGUUUGGAGCCUGGCCAAGCCUGGCGACUGGAUUGAGCUGCAGAAUGCUCACAAGGAAGGUGUUCAUGGAGUCGCUUGGGUCGAAGGAGGCGUGAAGAUCGUCUCUGUCGGUGCUGACGCUGCGGUGAAGAAGUGGAAAGUGGAAGGCCUGCAAUAG